Messenger RNA from Prorocentrum cordatum, 2621 nucleotides. NCBI's taxonomy places the organism in Eukaryota, Dinophyceae, Prorocentrales, Prorocentraceae. The record is from the annotation of a GenBank genome assembly.
AUUAAGCUGGCCGGAGCCCCAAACAAGCCACACCUAAGGUCGUCCUGGCUCAAGCUGGUCUGACUCGCUCGGACGGGAGCGCGCCCGGCGCGCGAGAGGCCCGCGGAGAUGCCGCGGAGCGCCCAGCUGCAGGAACCGCCGAGCUCGGGCACGAGCAGCAGCGCCGAGCGCUCGGACCCGGAGACCCGCGACUUCUUCCGUGCGUGGCUGAACGGCACGCCGCCGCCCGCGGCCACGGUGGUCGAGGACGACUCGGCCCCCACGACGUCGUCGCAAACGACGUCGGGCAGCGGCUGCGGGGAGCCACAAGGGCCGCCGCGGCUGGAGGAGAGGCCGCGGCUCUCGCGUGGGCAGCGGCGCCGGAUGCUGCGCAACGCCAUUAUGGAACAGAAGAGGGCGCAGGCGCGCGCCCACGCGGAGCAGCAGGCUGCCUCCCAGGCGCAGGCGGCGAGCUCGGGGCAGGCGGCGGCCGGGCCGGCGGACGGGGCCCGCGCCGGGCAGGGGGCGGCGGGCUCGUCGACGGAGCCAUCUGUGGCGGAACAGCGGGAUCACGCGGUGGCUCGCGACGAGGUGGUGCCGCGGGCCGCGAGCUCUGGGGCGGCGAGCUCUGGGGCGGCGGCGCCACCGUCGGGCGCAGCCUCGUCCGAGGACGGGCGCCAAGCCGACCGCUACAAGCUGAGUCUGUGAGAGCGUGGGUGCUCCGAGUCAGUCGAGGCGUUUCACGCCUGCCUCACCGAACUGUGCAGCGGUGCGGGCUCCCACUGUCAGUCGGUACGGCCCUCGCCGAUCGUGGUGUCUUGCGGGUACAGCCCUGAAUGGUACAGUACACAUGGCGGACGUUUCUGGUGGUUGUGGGGACGUUUACGUGGCAUUCAACCUCAUCAGAAAUGUGCGACGUGGGGGUCCCUCCUGAUGGCGCAUGGAGCGUGCAACAACGAGGAUACCAAGGGAAAUAUCAUGGCAUGUGUGUUCGGUACCUCACGUGGAUUGUUAUGUGCAACAUUCUUAUUAUUCAUUGGGUGGUUCGCGAGAUGCAGACGCUGAUAGCCAAGAGCAAGCAAGGCUGCCAAUGGUCGGCGGAUUAUCUUGGGCAUUUGCGACGUUGUGAUAGCAUUCGACCAGAAGCUGCAGGUCACUCCUGGCGCGCAAUCCGUUGCGAACACGCUGAUGAUGAUCCCGUCGAAGGUCCAGGGCGAGAGCGUGUUGUUCCUGAUCGCCGAAGAGGGCAGCGAAAGAUUUGCUGAGAUGGCGCAUGGCGCCCGAUCCAGCGCGAUGCCAGGUCCGUGCGCCGCUUUCAAUAUUCAUACUGUGGCGGAUCAUUGAAUGCAAGCUCUCGUCAACAAGCAUAUUGUAAAACAGUGCGCCGUGGGCGUCCUCCGCGUCGGCGACGACGGUGCGGCCGAAGUUGUUCCGCGAGCACUAGCAAGUCCAAGUGAGUUUUGCACUUGCGAUGGCUGGGCGGCACCGUCAAGAAGACAUUUCCCGAACCCUCUGGCGUUUACAAUGUUGCGAGGUAUUCGCGCGGCUGCAGUAGAUGGCGACUGCGAGUGUGGGGGACAUUCACGCGUGGUUCUAUCGAAGACGUCUUCGACGAAGUCUGUGCCUCCAACAAAAGAACGGGGCUGCAUCUGCGCGUCUCCCGUGCCAAAGUGCCAGCCGCAUUGAAGGCAACGUCGCCUCGAACAUUGUCCGCCUCACCAAUCUGGACGGUGACUUUGUCUUUUAUGCCGUCGGUGACGUCAUCGUCGGCAACGCCGAUGACGACAUAACAUCAACGAACACGAUGAACCCACUGAUAAACCAAAAUCGGCAUAUCUUGAUUGAUACUUCAAUCAUACAAACUGAUACCGGGGACAACUAUUCAUCCUUGGAGGAUUGUCCAAAGACAAAUGGGCCGACGUCCGCAUGGACGGAUCUGGUAUUGCGUAACAUCCUCGGGACAUUGUGUAUUGGGCAUUGGGCAGCCAAAGAUGCGGACAAAUGCUUUUGGGAUGGCUGGUACGAUCGCGAAUCCCAACAUUUUUUCGGCAGAGACAAAUCGACGCGAUGAAUGGAUCGGUUUGUGUUUGUCAACACUCCUGUGGUCUACCAUUGCAAAACUUCGGACAUCUAUUAUCCCAGCCCGUCCACAUGGAAGAACGCCCAACGACUCGGCAAAUAUUCCAGUGGGUCUAACGGAAGAUCUGGUUUAACCGACUGUUUUGGUUCUCGAGCGGGGCUCGGGUUGCCGAGAAUUUGGCGCUCCGCAACUACAACGCGACGCCAGCGGACACCGGGCAGGAUAACGAGUACAAGGCCCACGACCUCGACGCGAGCUGUCCCCAAUUGCUUGGGCGAGCGGGCUAGCCGUUCGGUCAAGCGUUUCGGCACGAUGUGCGCAGGGAUUUGUUCCGCACAAUUUUCUGUGAGGAGCGCAUACAACAAGUGAGGGCUCUUGUUUGACAGAAUAAGAACCUCUCAAAUUGAUCUGUUUUUCCCUUUCAGGAGGGCCAAGCGGUUGGCCGAGACGGCGGAUGCCCUGACGAACUUCUCCUCGUUUCCAGUCGCCCAUCGUAGAAGACCGUUUGCCAUGAGCCCCAGUGCAUAAGUAUGACAGAGUCCAUGUUCGCGCGCGCACGUCG